This is a messenger RNA of Molossus molossus (Pallas's mastiff bat), 1302 nucleotides long. It is a transcript of the gene MARVELD3, whose product is annotated as MARVEL domain containing 3. NCBI's taxonomy places the organism in Eukaryota, Metazoa, Chordata, Mammalia, Chiroptera, Molossidae. The coding region runs from base 1 to 1164 and encodes 387 amino acids. The transcript has 3 exons. The record is from RefSeq and is a predicted model, not a curated record. Gene Ontology annotation, cellular component: membrane.
AUGGGAGAUACGUCGGGUACUCGACAGCCCCGGACCCGGCCGAGAGAGCGAGACCCAGACCGGCAUCCCCGCCCUGACCGAGACCGCCACUCCGAGCGACAGCGGGACCGAGCUGGGGACCGGCGCAGGGAGAGAAACGGAGGCGAGCGGAGGGACGGGGAUCGGGACCGGGACAGGGGGAGGGACCGAGACCCUCGCCAGGACAGACAUAGGGUCGAGAACCAUCGCCCUAGUGAACAAAGAGUUUGGGAAAAACCCCGCCAAAGCCGGACGCGAGAGGGACCCGGGCGACCCACCUGGGACACAGCUCCAACCCCCUGGCCUGCGCCUUGGGAAACCCCAGAAUCACCGCCCCACAGGAAGGAGGGCUUCGGGCGCCGCGGACCUGAAAGUUAUAGUGAACCUACUUCAGGGAGAUAUCUGCCCUCGAACCCCAGGCCUGGACGAGAGAAAGUGGAAUACUCCCAGUCAGAGGCCGAAGGACUCCUAGAAUGCCACAAAUGCAGAUACCUGUGCACUGGGAGAGGUGUGGUACAGAUAGUGGAGGUGAUAUUGAAUGGCAUGGUUCUCAUGUGUAUCGUGGCUUCCUACUUUGUCCUUGCUGGAUUCAGCGCCAGCUUUACCAGUGGCGGCGGCUUUGGGAACAACUAUUACUCACCAUUUGAGGGCACCGAGCUGGAGCAGGUUCGGCAGCUGGACCAGCAGUACACAGUCCUCCGUGCACCCCUGAUAUAUGGCGGCGUGGCUGUUUCUCUGGGGCUGGGUGUCCUCACCAUGGGUGUUUUACUCCAAGGAGCCAAGAGUCUAACCAGACUGCCAAGGAAGUGGCUCCUCCUGGAGGCAGCCUUCAGCCUCCUGGCAGCAGUGGGCUACUGCACAGGCAUCGGUGUCUACCUCCACGUAGCCUUGCGGAUAAAUGCUACAGAUACUUGCAAAACAAGAGAGAGGCUCUAUGCCCGCAAAGGUCUCACCUGGAUGAACUGCCAGCUGGCAGGCACUGAUGGAGCAGCAGCCACCUUCGCUUGUCUUCUGGUGAUAAUGUAUGGAACCAGCGUGGUGCUGGCCCUACGGAGCUACCGAGAACAGAAGCACUACAAAGACAGCCAAGAACAGCACAGAAAUUACAGUGAGGCACCGGAGUAUCUGUGGUCUGGAACACUCUGAGUCCUUCUGGAACCUAAAUGUCAACCCACCACCUCCCUGUUUCUCUCAAAAAGAUGGGUCCUUUAAAUUCGCACAUUUGACAACUGGUGUUUACACCUACGUGAUUUUAUGCGUGCUCUCUCUGGUACCAAUGCAAAG